Molecule: messenger RNA, 285 nt
Organism: Caenorhabditis briggsae
Lineage: Eukaryota; Metazoa; Nematoda; Chromadorea; Rhabditida; Rhabditidae
Exons: 3
Coding region: 1-285 (94 amino acids)
Source: RefSeq, a predicted model, not a curated record
AUGGUCAACAAGCGCACCGUCACCGAACUCGGCCUCUUCGCCGGUCUCAUCGUGUCCAUGCACGUCGCCUACUACACCAUCCAGAAUAAUCCGUCGCUCGUCGCACCUCAUCAGUUUUGGAGAAGGGAUAAGAUGAGAAAACGACGGACGAAGAAGAAGAAGAAGCAGAAGAUCCUUCUCUUUUCUUCGAUUUUCGAAAGAAAGUUUGUAAAACUUUUCCCUUUUUGUUUCAUCUCCGAAAUUUUCGUUUUCUGGAUUUUUGAACAUUUAUUGAUUUUAAGCUGA